Messenger RNA from Patella vulgata (common limpet), 2327 nucleotides. RefSeq names its product elongator complex protein 3. Bases 114 to 1775 code for a protein of 553 amino acids. Gene Ontology annotation, cellular component: elongator holoenzyme complex; nucleus; cytoplasm. Gene Ontology annotation, molecular function: acyltransferase activity, transferring groups other than amino-acyl groups; iron-sulfur cluster binding. Lineage: Eukaryota; Metazoa; Mollusca; Gastropoda; Patellidae. Gene Ontology annotation, biological process: tRNA wobble base 5-methoxycarbonylmethyl-2-thiouridinylation. The record is from RefSeq and is a predicted model, not a curated record. The transcript is spliced from 17 exons.
GUGUAAGGGAAGGUGAAGGUCGUAUACCCCACAUGUAAACACGAAAUAAUGUGCAAUAUUUUAUAGCCAACGAAACCAAAGUAAUAGGUCUUUUGAGAUCAACAUCAAGAAAUAUGGUAAAAGCAAAAAAGAAAGUGCCAGUCGCCUCUAAGGAGGAACUGAUGAUGAUGACGGUUUCUGAAAUUGUCAACGAAUUAAUCAAGGCUGAUCAGGAAGGGAAAGACAUCAACCUUAAUAAAGUAAAAACAAAGAUAUCUAGUAAAUAUGGACUACCAAGUCAGCCACGAUUAGUGGAUAUAAUUGCUGCGGUACCCAACCAAUACAAAAAAGCAUUGCUACCAAAACUGAAAGCCAAGCCAGUUCGUACAGCCAGUGGGAUAGCUGUAGUUGCUGUUAUGUGUAAACCUCAUCGAUGUCCUCAUAUUGCUAUGACAGGAAAUAUUUGUGUAUAUUGUCCUGGCGGUCCAGAUUCUGACUUUGAAUACUCGACACAAUCUUAUACAGGUUAUGAGCCGACAUCAAUGAGAGCUAUAAGAGCUCGUUACAAUCCAUAUUUACAGACUAGACAUAGAGUGGAACAGCUACAACAACUAGGACAUAGUGUAGAUAAAGUAGAGUUUAUUGUAAUGGGAGGAACGUUUAUGAGUUUACCAGAAGAAUAUAGAGAUUAUUUUAUUAGAAAUUUACAUGAUGCUCUGUCUGGUCAUACUAGUUGUAGUGUUAAUGAAGCAGUCAAGUUUUCAGAGAAAAGUAGAACGAAAUGUAUAGGUAUUACCAUAGAAACCAGACCUGAUUAUUGUCUAAAGAAACAUUUAAGUGAUAUGUUAAAUUAUGGAUGUACACGUUUAGAAAUUGGAGUACAAAGUGUAUAUGAAGAUAUUGCCAGAGAUACUAAUAGGGGUCAUACAGUAAAAGCUACAUGUGAAUCCUUUCAAAUGUCUAAAGAUGCUGGUUUUAAAGUUGUAUCACAUAUGAUGCCUGAUUUACCUAAUAUUGGUUGGGAAAGAGAUAUAGAACAGUUUAUUGAAUUUUUUGAGAAUCCAGAUUUUAGACCAGAUGGUUUGAAGAUUUAUCCCACUUUAGUUAUCAGAGGAACAGGUUUGUAUGAAUUGUGGAAAACAGGAAGAUAUAAGAGUUAUCCCCCUAGUGUCCUUAUUGAUCUAGUUGCUAGGAUACUGGCACUAGUACCACCAUGGACACGAAUCUACAGAGUUCAGAGAGAUAUACCGAUGCCUUUAGUAACAUCUGGUGUUGAACAUGGUAAUUUACGAGAACUAGCUUUAGCCAGAAUGAAAGAUUUAGGAACACAAUGUCGUGAUGUUAGAACCCGAGAAGUUGGUAUACAGGAAAUACACCACAAAGUUCAACCAUAUGAGGCGGAACUAAUUCGAAGAGAUUAUGUUGCUAAUGGAGGCUGGGAAACAUUUUUAUCAUAUGAAGAUCCUGAACAAGACAUUUUGAUUGGUUUAUUGAGGUUACGUAAAUGUUCGGAGGAUACAUUCCGCCCAGAAUUAACAGGUGGUUGUUCUGUAGUUAGAGAAUUACAUGUUUAUGGAAGUGUAGUACCAGUACAUGCUCGUGAUCCUACAAAGUUUCAACAUCAGGGAUUUGGUAUGUUAUUAAUGGAAGAAGCAGAAAGAAUAGCAAGAGAAGAACAUGGUUCAUGGAAAAUGGCUGUUAUUUCCGGUGUUGGUACAAGAAAUUAUUAUAGAAAAAUUGGAUAUGAAUUAGAAGGACCAUAUAUGACUAAAUUACUUAACAAAGCUGAGGAAUAAACAUUGACUGGAUAGCCAAGUAAUUAAAUUCAACAGCUAUUGGCCAAAACUUGAUAUCAUUCUAGAUCUGUAGAACCUGAAUAUGUAUUACAAAGCUGCACUCAAAUAAUCUCAAAAUCAAGAUAUUAAUAUACAAAAUGAUGGCAGAUCUAGUGUGUGUGUGUGGGGGGGAUCCGGCUCACGACCUCCCCUCCUCCCCCCUGUCCCAUCUGGAUUUCUAAUUAAGAAAGCCCCCAUUAUAAUUCAUUAUUUUAGAACCAGAUUUUUGUCUCAGAUCAUUGUAAAUGGCAUUUCCAGUCUUCUAGAUUUACAAAUUUUCCGGGGAAGGACACUCGUACCCUCCGUUGUGCGCAUUGCACCCAUGGCACUCGCAGCAUGGGCCCCCUUAUCCAUGGUCUCUAGAUCCGCCAUGGCUUACUUAUUAUAAUCAUGUUACAUCUCUCUGUAAAAGUGCGAGAAAAAAAUGAAAUAUUGUUUUUGAUGACAUUGAUAUAUAUGUUAUUCUAUAUAAAAUAUUGUACAAAUUAUUAUGUAAUAUAUAAUUAAACCCUU